AUGAGGAUUGAUCAUUUAUUUGCUAUUGCAACAAUUACUCCAUCAAUAUUUGCUGCUUCAUUUUUCAAAAGAAAUAAUGAUAAGUGUCCAGAUCAUUGUAUUAAAACAACAACCGUCACUUCAAUUUCAUAUAUUCCUUAUUGUUCAUAUUCACAAGAUUUUAGUUCAAUUACUGAAACUUUACCUUCCUUUGCAUCUUCAUUAUCAUCUACUGAUUCAUUAGAAACUACAGUCUUACCAAAUGGUUCUUCUUCAAAUUUAGAUAAUACUGAAUCAACUACUUUAAUUACUACUACAUCAUCAACUCCUGCUAUUACAACCAUUACUUCUGAAGUACCAGCUCAAUCAACUACUUUGAUUACAUCGUCUUCAUGUGAUGCUAAUGGAAAGUGCUCAACUGCUGUUCAAUCUACGGGUGUUAAUAUCAUUACCAUUACCAUAACUGCUUCAAAUGGGGAAACUUCAGAGACUUCAACUACUUCAUUGGUUCCUUUGACAUCUACUAAAGUUAUAACAUAUGAUUCAACUGCUACUGAUGGUGAUACAACUUCAAUUGAAACAACUUCAACUGAUUCUUCUAUCUCCACAAUUACAAAACCUGGUUAUACCUCAACAUUAACUUCCUUUUCCACUCAUACUGCUGAAAAUACACACACUUUAACAAUUACAAGCUGUGAUAAUGAUGGAGGAUGUUCAACUUCUUUGAAAGAAACUGGUGUUACAAAAUUCACUACAACUAUUCAUAAUAUUGAAACCAUAUAUACUACCUUUUGUCCAUUGACUUCUGUUGAAACAUUCACAUUAACUACUACUGAAAAUGAUAAUGCAGCUUCUACUACAUCAGUCACUGAUCAAGAAAAAGGUGAAUCGGAAUCUUCCACUUUGUCAACUACUACCAAAGUUCCAAGUCAAUCAACUACAUUAAUAACAACUUCUUCAUGUGAUUCAAAUGGUGCUUGCUCAACUACUAUUCAACCAACUGGUGUCGAAAUAAUUACUAUCACCAUUACUGCUACAAAUGGAGAGACUACUGAAAUUCCGACUACAUCAUUAGUUCCUUUAACAACUACACAAGAAACAAGUUAUGAGUCAACUUUAACUGAUGCUGAAUCUGGUGCUACUACUACCACUACUAAAGGAGAAGAAAUACCAAUUAUAUCUUCAGGUUUUACAACUACUUAUACCACAUCAUCCAUUCAUACUGCUGAAUCUACUCAUACUGUUACCAAAACUCAAUGUGAAAAUGGUCAAUGUUCAACUACACUUGAAGAAACCGGGGUCACAACUUUGACUACAACAAUAGAUAAUAUCAAAACCAUUUAUACAACUUUUUGUCCAUUAACUUCUACCGAAACUAUUGUUAUUACAUCUUCAAAUGUUCCUCAUAGCUCAAUUUUACCAACUACUACAACAAUUUUAUUAUCAUCAACAACUUCACCAACUUCAAUUAGUUCAUCAGUUUCAGGAACUAGUUCAUUAGUUUCAGAAUUUAGUUCAACAAUUACCAACUCAGCUUCAACUUCAACUUCAACUGCUACCAAAGACUUGCCAACUGAUGGAAUAAUAAGUUAUAUCACUCAUACAGCUACUUCAACUGCCAUUUUAACAACUACUUACUGUGGUGAACAAGGAUGUACUAAAACUCACGUAACUACCGGUGUAACAAUAGCUACAAUUACUGAAUCGGAUAUAGUCACUGUAUUCACAACUUACUGUCCAUUAACAUCUACUGAAACAACUAUAUUUUUUACUUCAUCAUCAAUAUUAUCUGACGCUAGUUCAUUUUCAGCUACUGCUGCAUCUACUACAGACUCAAUCUCAUCAUCAACUAUAACUUUUGAUUCAUCAUCUACUAAUUCAUUCUCAUCAUCUGUUGGAGUUCCAACUUCUUCAAUUUAUUCAUCAGACUUAAUAAUUCUUUCAUCAACAUCAGAAUCAGUUACAGAAUUAUCAUCAAGUUCAUUCAUAGAAUCAUCAAUAUCAAGCUCAAUUGUUGAAUAUUCUUCAAGUUCAUUCGGUAUAUCAUCUUCAUUGUCAUCAGACUCAACUGCUGGAUCUGAAACUAGUUCAUUUAUUUCCUCAUCUUUAGCAUCCUCAAAUUCAUUCAUUGAGACAUCAUCAUCAUCAUCAUCAUCAUCAUCAUCAAUUUCAACUGCUGAAUCAUCAUUGUCUUCAUUUGUUACUGAAUCAUCAUUGGCAUCAAGUGUAACUGUUGAAACAUCUUCAUCAAGUGUAACUGUUGAAACAUCUUCAUCAAGCUCAAUUCCUUUCAGUUCAUCAAACUCACACUCAAGUUUUAAAUCAGAAUCAAGUUCAUUUGUUGCAUCUCCCUCAACUUCAUCAGAUUUAAUCACUGAAUCUUCAUCCACUAGCUCAUUUGCUGUAUCUUCUUCUGGAUCUGAAUCAAUUGUUGAAUCAAUAACUAGUUCAUUUGUCACACUUUCAUCACUGUCAUCCAGCUCAAAUCCUGAAACCUCAUCUACUUUAAUUGUUUCUGAGUCAACAACAAACUCCAAUAUUGAAUCAAUCAUUAGCUCGUCAGUUUUACCUUCUUCAAUAACAUCAAUCGUUACCGAAGAAUCAUCUUCCAGUUCAAUUACUAGCACUUCAUCAAUUACAUCAUCAAAUAUCGAUACUGAAUCAUCAUCAUCAUCAUUAUUAUUACCAUCAAGCUCAAUAGAUGAAUCAAUAUCUAGUUCAGUCGUUGUAUCAUCUUCAUUUACAUCAAGCUCAAGUGUUGAAAUCCCAUCAUCAAGUCAAGUGAUUGAAUCAUCUUCAUCAACCCCAGUUUCUGUUUCCUCAUCUUCAUCAAGCUUAUCCACUCCGGCAUCAUCAUCAAGUGCAUUAACUACAUCAUUAUCAUCAACUGAAACUUCAAGUGCUUCAACUUUAUCAACUAUACCAUCUACCUCAUUAUCUAAAUCAAAAUCAAAAAGUAAAGUAUGGUCAACUGAAUGGUCAACAAGUUUCGUAACUCAUACAGCUGAAUCUACAACUAUUUUAACAACAACUUAUUGUGGUGAGCAAGGUUGUAGUGAAACUCAAGUAACUACUGGUGUAACAAUAGCUACAAUUACUGAAUCGGAUAUAGUCACUGUAUUUACAACUUACUGUCCAUUAACAUCUACUGAAACAACUAUAUUAGCUACUUCAUCAAGUGAAUUAUCCUCAGAAAUUACUGAUUCCAGCUCCAGCUCAUCAAUUUCAUUAUCAUCAACUACUGAUUAUUCAUCAUUUAUACCAUCAACAAGCUCAGAAGUAGAAUCAUUCAUACCAUCAUCGAGUUCAGAAUUAGAAUCAUUUAGUACUUCAUCAUCAAGUUCAGAAUUAGAGUCAUUUAGUACUUCUUCGUCAAGUUCAGAAUUAGAAUCAUUUAGUACUUCAUCAUCAUCUCAAUUGACUAGUUCAACUUUGGAAUCUUCUGCUCAUGAAAUAACCUCAUCAUCAUUAUCUGAUUUAUCUUCAUCUCAUUCAUUCACAUCUGAUACAUUAACCACAAUUUAUGAUUCAUCUAGUUCAAAUAUCGAAUCACUUUCAUCAACUACAUUAGAAUCGGAAUCUCAUGCUUCUUCAAUUGUUGAAACCAAAUCUUCAUCAUCAGAACUAGUCCCAUCUGAAUUUAGCUCAUCAUCAUCAUCAUCACUCGCUAUUUCAAGUUCAUCUUACAGCGAACCAUUAUCAUCAACUAAUGACAUAAUAUCAUCAUCUUAUAUUUUACCAUCAUCAUCUUUUACAACAUCUCAAAUUAGUUCCACUUUAGUAUCUUCAAUUGAAACAUAUUCUACCCUUCCAACAACUGGAUCAGAUGAAACAAUUAUUACACUUACCACUACUGAAGUAGCUAAAGAAACAACCGAAGUUACAAUUACCUCAUGUGCUGAUAAUGGAUGUCAUACUCAUACUACUCAAACUGGUGUAACUAUUGUGACUAUAACAGAUUAUGAAACUGAAACUGCUUAUACAACAUAUUGUCCUUUAACUACAACCAAACUUAAUUUUAUUUUAGCUAAACAUCAUCAAAAUAAAAAUAAAAAUAAAAAUCAAAUUAGAAAUAAUGAAAUUGAUUCAUCAAUAAUUCAAUCUACAAGUCUUGUUUUUGAAAAUUCAACUUCACCAAUUAUAAUUUCAGAAGGUUUAGCAUCUCAAUCAAAAUAUUCCUUUUUUGGUAUCAUUUUGGGACUUGGUACAGUCAUUGCAUUAAUAUUUAUUUGA
Molecule: messenger RNA, 4212 nt
Organism: Lodderomyces pseudojiufengensis
Lineage: Eukaryota; Fungi; Ascomycota; Pichiomycetes; Serinales; Debaryomycetaceae
Exons: 1
Coding region: 1-4212 (1403 amino acids)
Source: RefSeq, a predicted model, not a curated record